GUACAACGAACGUGUUGUGUGGAAUGAUAAGCAGCUCAAUCUAAAGCUUCUCAGGAAAGGAAUGCUAACUCGCAUAUACACCCCAAUAAUUCUAGAUUGGUGAUGAUGAUGAUGGUCACGACGGUGGUCUGCUGUGUAAGUGGAGUCGCGCCGUCAUCAUGGAAGAAACGGACACCGCCGCCAGCUGCCGUCGCCUUCCGCCGGCGUAUGAUCAUCAGUUGUGUAACGGCCACCUGCAGUAGCAGCAGGCGCGAGAAGGUGGCGACGCCGGCCGAGGUGCUGAGGUCGCUUGAGGGGUGGGCGGAGUCCAACAUCCUGCCGCUGCUGAAGCCGGUGGACCGGUCGUGGCAGCCGCACGACCUGCUGCCGGACUCGGCGUCGCCGGGGUUCCGCGAGGCGGUGGACGAGCUGCGGGCGCGCGCGCGGGAGAUUCCCGACGACUACUACGUGUGCCUGGUGGGCAACAUGGUGACGGAGGAGGCCCUCCCCACGUACCACGCCGCCCUCAACAGCUUCGUCGGCUACGACUGCCCCUCCAGCGCCACCGCCUGGGCGCGCUGGUCCCGCGGCUGGACGGCCGAGGAGAACCGGCACGGCGACCUCCUCAACCGCUACCUCUACCUCUCCGGCCGCGUCGACGUGCGCCGCGUGGAGCAGACUAUCCACCACCUCAUCAACGCAGGCAUGCGGCUGGCGUCCGACAAGUGCCCGUACCGCGGUUUCAUCUACACGGCCUUCCAGGAGCGCGCCACCUUCAUCUCGCACGGCAACACGGCGAGGCGCGCCAAGGAGCUAGGCGACACCAACCUGGCCAGGAUCUGCGGCGCCAUCGCCGCCGAUGAGAAGCGCCACGAGGCCGCCUACACCAGGGUGGUGGACAAGCUGUUCGAGCUGACUCCGGACGCCGCCGUGCGCGCCCUCGAGUACAUGAUGAGGGAGAGGAUCCUCAUGCCGGCCUACUACAUGUUCGACGGCCAGGACCACAACCUCUUCCGCCACUACGCCGCCGUCGCGCAGAGGCUCGGCGUCUACACCACCGCCGACUACGCCGACCUCGUCAACUUCUUCGUCGACAGAUGGGCCGUGGCAGAGCUCUCCGUCGGCUUGACCGCCGAGGGGAGGCGGGCGCAGGACUACGUCUGCCGCCUGCCGGAGAGGGUGCGCAAGAUGGAUCAGCUGGACGCGCAACGGCGGCCCCAGCCUAGACGGGUGCCCUUCGCUUGGGUAUUCGACAGACAGGUGGAGCUGCUGCUCUGACGACUGGCUCUACUGCACUUAACGCGGCACCCAGCUGCACAUUUGCGUCCCUGUCUGUUCUAGCAACUUGGAUCUUAAUUUGGUACUCCAUUUGCGUCUCUGCCUGUUCUACCAACUUCGAUCUUAGUAAUUUGGUACUCCAUCUGCGUCUGUCUGUCCUAGCAACUAGCUUGUGUCUUUGGUAAUUGAAUUGAAUGUACUAUGGCAGUAAAAUAGUAUGUGUUCCAUCUAAAAAAAUAAAAAUAGUACUGUGUCAGUCUGUCUGUGUGUAGGUAGGUCGUUACGAUCCAGUAAAUAAAUCGCUAGCGUAUGGUUACAGUAGCUCCACCAGGUCCGUGCUUCAAUACUGACAUCGAAUUCAUAUCGCGCGCCGCAGAUGUCGAACAAUUUAUUUUGGAGCUGCCCAAGUGGUACAUGCACACGACUCACAUGUGCAUUAUCGAUCAAAUAUUGCACGGAUUUUACCCCGAUUUUCUACGAGUACUCAGGCACGGCUCCA
This is a messenger RNA of Phragmites australis (common reed), 1756 nucleotides long. Its product is annotated as stearoyl-[acyl-carrier-protein] 9-desaturase, chloroplastic-like. Gene Ontology annotation, biological process: fatty acid metabolic process. Gene Ontology annotation, cellular component: chloroplast stroma. Bases 103 to 1257 code for a protein of 384 amino acids. NCBI's taxonomy places the organism in Eukaryota, Viridiplantae, Streptophyta, Magnoliopsida, Poales, Poaceae. The transcript has 2 exons. Gene Ontology annotation, molecular function: stearoyl-[ACP] desaturase activity. The record is from RefSeq and is a predicted model, not a curated record.